CGAUGUACUUCAACGAUUGGCAGGAACCAGAUGCGGAGCUCGCAGACGAAGUUGAAGAAGAAGAAGAAGAAGGAACAGAGGAUUCAUCGUCGCCUCCAAGCUCUUGCUCGCAAGGCCACAGAUGUUCUCUCAACCUCAGGACUCGACAUGGAGGCGCCAUUUGCUUGCUCUGCCUCUCCAACCUCCUCACCGCCCCUCGCCCGCCCACCGUCCACGUCUCCUACGCCCUCUCCCAGCUCUCUCGAGCCCUCUCCGACCCCCCGUUCCUCCGAUCUCUCCUCACCUUCCACGCCCACCUCCUCGUCUCCCCUCUCGUCCACGCGCUCUCCACCUCCGACGACGAGCCGAUUGCUUGCCAGAUCAUCGACCUGGUCGUUCUUCUGUCGGAUUCCGGCCGCGAAUCGGCAUUGGCUUGUGAGUUCGCGUCUAGGGUUUCGGGCCUGCUCUGUUCUCGCGCGCUGGGGUGGAGUCGACGCCAGGUUUAUGUGCUCCACUGCUUUGGAAUCCUUCUAAACCAUGGGACAAUUGAUGUUUAUGCCUCAAUUAAAGAUAAACAUGUCUUUGUUGUUCAUCUUAUGGAUGGUCUUCAACUACCGAGUGAUGAUAUCCAGGGGGAGAUAUUAUUUGUGCUUUACAAGUUGUCAGUCCUCCAGCGGGAAUAUGGGGAUGGUGACAAAAGUGAGCCUUUUGUUUCUUGUAGUCCCAAGCUCAUACAUCUGUCGUUGGAUGUCCUCUUGAAGACCCAAAGUGAUGAUGUUCGCCUGAACUGUGUAGCACUUUUGUCGAUGCUGGUUCAGAGAGGGUUUCUCAAAGAUCCAUAUGACGAUUGUAUGAGCAACUUGAGUUCUGUUGAAGCUGAUAGUCCUGUGCAAGUUACAGAUGAUUUAUCAGAUAUCUCUUCCCUCACCUUAUUUUCAGAGGCCAUCAAAGGUCCAUUGCUUUCAUCAGAUGGUCAAGUCCAAAUGGGCACGUUAGAGUUAGUUGCCUAUUAUUUACGUGAACUAAAUUCAGUCAAGCAGUUUCAACUUUUGGUGGAAGCUAAUAUUGCGGAUUAUGUAUUCGAAAUUCUCAGGUUAUCAGAAUGCAAGGAUCCUGUCAUCAGCUCUUGCCUUGGAGUUCUUGAUCUCCUGUCAAAUGCUGGACAAGCUUUUACACAGAGACUUGCAGUUGGCUUUGCCUCUCUAAUUCCUGUCUUUGCUUAUGUUGCCGAGGUGCCUUUUCAUCCUGGUCAGCUUCAGCUACUGAAGCUCGUCUUUAGUUGCAUUUCUGACUGCCCUGGAGUGGCAUCAACUUCACAAAGUGAACAAUUAGCUGUUAUUUUGGCAAGGAUGCUUAGAAGAUAUAAUGAUGGUGAAACAGGCAUGCUUUCAGAAUCAUUCAUGCUGAUAUGCUCUAUCUUGAUGAGUAUGAUGAAUUCCCCAACUUGUCAUGAUGUCUUAAAUCUAACAACGUGCAUUCAAGAGUCAUUAAAAGAUGCCAUUUUGGCUUGUCUAAGUGCCACCAGAGAGCAUACAGACCUCCUCCUGCAUUCCUUGCUUCUACUGAAAGAGGCCUUUGCUUAUGGUUGUGGAGGUUACCCUGUCAACAACUCCAACAAGAAUGGAUUGCAACAUUGUGUCAUCGAUAUAUGUAGACGAUGGCUAUUGCCUUGGCUAUGGACAUCCAUCAAAGGAGAAGAGGAGGAUGAGGAAACUGUCCUGGGCGUUCUUGAUAUUUUUCAUGCAAUACUUAUUCACAGCUAUCACGACCGAACUAGUGAAUUCGCAGAGGACCUGAUAUCUAGUUCUUGGUUCACCUUCUCAUUCAGCUGUUUGGCUUUAUAUCCAACAGAGAGGAUGAAAGGCCGAAUUUAUCUGAUGAUGAGUUCACUCAUGGAAGUUCUACUUGGAAAUGAUUGUGGGCAGAACCUUAGGGAUGCUGUGUCUUACCUUCCAUCUGAUCCAAAUGAUUUGCUGUUUCUGCUGGGGCAAGAGAGUUCCCAUAAUCUGCAGUUGUCAUUUUGUCAAUCUGCGGCCCUCCAAAUUUUGUAUUGUAGUUCUUUGUUUGAUGAAAGGCUUGCAGCUGAUAAAAUUGUGUUAGCUUCCAUUGAACAAUUCAUCCUUGUCAAUGGGUGUAAUCUAACAAGCACUUCUAUGAGUUCGUCAACUGCUAUUCAACUAGUUGCUGUAUAUAGUCUGUAUAGGGGUCUUGCCAAGAUGAGCUACCAAAUGCCAUAUAGUCCAGAAGCUGAGAGGCUCUUUAUACAACUAGUCACCAAAAGUGAAUUGGAUCUGCUGUCUGCUAGAAUUCACCCUACGUCACUUAAAUGGUUGUUUCAACAAGAGAAACUCUGUGAAUCACUGUCUUGUCAGAUCUUGACGUUCUGCAGAAUUAGUCCCAAAUCUGACAACCCAUUAAUUGUCCAUGGGAAAAAGGUACAUGGUCUGGAUGUGCAGUUGAUUGCAGAAUUGGUGGCAGCAGAAGACAAUUACGCUGCAAAACUUCUUGUGUACAUAUUUGAAGAGGUUGUCACAGAAAAUAACCAAGAGAAUGACUUGACUUCAGUAUUGAAUCUCAUGGAAGAUGUCAUACGUAUGUUUCCUGAGGCUUCUAACAGAUUAUGCUUGAAUGGAAUAGCAAAGGCAAUUCACAUCUUCUAUAAUGAAUCAAGCCCAUCUUCACAGGUAUACACAGCCACAGCAAUUUUCAUUUUCAACAUAUUGAGUUCAGUUGACUCAGAUGCUCUUGCUGAUGAUGAAGCUUGGGUUGCAGUUGCUUUGAAGUUGAUGGAUCACUUGAUCUACUCGGGCGACAUAGGAAAGUGCUCUACUUGUUGCUUGAUUCUUGGCAUUUUGUGUUUGGUUUUGCACCACUCAACAAAUGGAGCACUAGUGAAGGCUUCAAAAACUGUUCUUCUCAACACUUCAUUGGCAUCAACCUUGUCCAGUGCUAUUCAUAUGGCCUGUCCGAAUGGACCAGCAAUGGAUAACAUUGAUGAGGGAACAAAGGCUGGAGAAACUUUGUUACAUGUGCUUUUAUUGCACUAUUUUGCUUUCAAAAGCAUGCAUGCCAUUUUACCAAGUGCAGUGGACUGGGAUAAUCUGAUUGGUCAAUCAACAUGCGUCGGGACACGUCCUUUCUUAAGCAUCAAGUGCCAUGACUUGUGCAGGCUGAUGCAUUUCGGACCUCCUCUUGUCAAGCUCGUCGCUUCACACUGUCUGUUGGAGUUGUUUAUUAGGUUAUCCGAACAGAGAGACAGCAAGCAUGAGGACCUAUGCACAAAUAAAUACUGGAUGUCACUGAUGGCUGUAUUUGAAGGCUUGCUUUUGUACAAUGAUACCAGAGUGGCAAUGAACAGUAGCCUUUGCCUAGCAAUGAUCUUGAAGUGGGAAAUACAGAAAGUAGCAGAAAUAUUCAACAGGAGAAGAAUGUGGUGCAGAUUGAUUUUGGAAGAGUUGGUGAUAUCUCUGGCAGCUCCGUCUUUAGUGUCUAAAUCUUCCACUAAUCACCACAAGGCUGCUAUCAUCGUAGCUGUAGCACUACUGAAGCUACCUAAAGUUCCAGAAUGGCUGCGGUCGGUGUUUAAUGAUACCUUCUUGACUGGUAUACUCAGAAACCUCACAGGCAGUAACUUGAGCGCAGAGAUUUUCCUCCUAUUGCGUGAGCUGUUGAACUCUAAGCUCCUGUGUGCUGAUGAUCAUGUGGCUAACCUAAACAGGGUGCUUCAGGAAUCCCGGAGCCGCACGUACGGUGAAAGCAUGAAAGCAGAAAGCAAAGAGAAAUGUCUAAAGAAGGUUAUUGCCGUUGACGACGACACAGGAGCAACUAUCGAUUUUCUCAUCGAUCUGAUUGCUUCUGAUUCUCGACGAGCAGAGUCUUAUGGAGGACUUCAAAUUGGCAAGGAGAGAUUGCUGGAUGAGAUAGAAAUGUUUUUUCAGGUCGAUAGCAGCAGAUGAUGUUACAAGACACUCAUAGAGUUCCCAUUAUACCGUGGUAUCAUAUUUUUGAUAGACAAAGAUCCAACAUUAAAAGUUUCAAAUGAAAUCACACCAACAUAUAAAGUCAUUACACAUCUAAACUCCAGAAACUCCUCGCAAGUAAAACCUUAGGAAGAGAUGCACAGACAUCCAGUGACAGGAGGAUGAAUAUGAAUAUGCUCAAUGGAGGGGCAACUAUCUUAUUUGGCCAAACCAUCAUCAAAGAAGUCAUCAUGCAAAU
Messenger RNA from Rhodamnia argentea, 4197 nucleotides. RefSeq names its product protein PUTATIVE RECOMBINATION INITIATION DEFECT 1. The coding region runs from base 3 to 3935 and encodes 1310 amino acids. The transcript is spliced from 9 exons. Gene Ontology annotation, biological process: meiotic DNA double-strand break formation. NCBI's taxonomy places the organism in Eukaryota, Viridiplantae, Streptophyta, Magnoliopsida, Myrtales, Myrtaceae. The record is from RefSeq and is a predicted model, not a curated record.